Neoarius graeffei (lesser salmon catfish) is the source of this 5749-nucleotide messenger RNA. It is a transcript of the gene per2, whose product is annotated as period circadian clock 2. Gene Ontology annotation, biological process: circadian regulation of gene expression; negative regulation of transcription by RNA polymerase II; entrainment of circadian clock by photoperiod. Gene Ontology annotation, cellular component: nucleus; cytoplasm. The record is from RefSeq and is a predicted model, not a curated record. Gene Ontology annotation, molecular function: transcription cis-regulatory region binding; transcription corepressor binding. NCBI's taxonomy places the organism in Eukaryota, Metazoa, Chordata, Actinopteri, Siluriformes, Ariidae. The coding region runs from base 197 to 4282 and encodes 1361 amino acids. The transcript is spliced from 24 exons.
CUGAACGCAGAGCAAGUGCAGUGUGUCAGAGGGAAGCGGAGGCAGAACCGAGGAGCUCAAGAACAAUUCUGCAAACAAGUGCGUGUUGGGAAGCUUCAAAAAAACAAAAGAACAAGAGGAUGCCCAAGCCUAAUUGGAUUCCAUUGUGUCACAGCGUCAUUGAGAAGAUGGGGUAAUUUUCUGACUCACAGCACGAAUGCAGAAAUCCACCUCUAUGUCUAAAGACUCAAACUCAAAACCAUACCUGUUUUCCUCUCUGGAGGGCCAGGACCAGGCCUCUGGUUGCAGUUCCAUGGCAACACUUCAUCGAAUUGGCAGCUUUGCAGAGGCAGAAGAGCUUGGACUGGCCUCAGAGGGCAGUGACAGCAGCAGUCAGGACCCUUCUGCUUCACCCCACGGUGAUCGCAAGAUGGCACACUCCUUGCAUGAGGAUGUGGAGAUGAAGAGCAGUGGUUCCAGUGGUAGUGGGACUGAAUCGCAAGGAAAUGAAUCACAUGGCAACGAGUCACAUGGAAACUCAUCAAACGGGAGUGAAUCAACCAGAAGUUCCAAUGGCAAUAGCAAGGAUUCAGCCCUUUUGGAAUCAUCGGAGAGCCACAAGAGCUCCAGCUCCCACAGUCCGUCACCUCCCAGCAGCUCCAACGCCUUCAGUCUGCUGAGUUCUGACAACCCUUCCACUAGUGGAUGCAGUAGUGAAGAGUCUGCCAAGGCAAAAACACAGAAGGAGCUGAUAAAAACCCUCAAAGAGCUGAAGCUUCAUUUGCCAGCUGAUAAAAGGAACAAGGGCAGCAAGUCCACCACUCUGAACACGUUGAAGUAUGCUCUUCGCUGUGUCAGACAGGUUGAAGCUAAUGAGGAGUACUACCAGUUGCUUAUGACCAAUGACAGCCAGCCAUCUGGUCUGGAUGUAUCCUCAUAUACAAUAGAAGAGCUUGAUAGCAUCACAUCAGAAUACACGCUGAAAAAUGCGGACAUCUUUGCAGUGGCAGUAUCUCUGAUCACGGGCAAGAUUGUGUACAUCUCCGAUCAGGCGGCAUCCAUUCUCAACUGUAAGCAGAACGUGUUCAAGAAUGCCAAGUUUGUGGAGUUUUUAACACCCCAGGACGUCAGCGUGUUCUACAGCUUCACCACACCGUAUAGGCUGCCAUCUUGGAGCAUGUGUACAGGAGCUGAAUCUUCACCUUCUGACUGCAUGCAGGAAAAGUCAUUCUUCUGCCGCAUCAGUGGAGGAAAGGUGUGUGAAGGAGACCUGCAGUACUACCCAUUCCGUAUGACUCCUUACCUAAUGAAGGUGCAGGACACAGAGUACACUGAAGACCAGUUCUGCUGCCUUCUGCUGGCUGAAAGAGUGCAUUCUGGCUAUGAAGCUCCAAGGAUCCCCACGGACAAACGCAUCUUCACCACCACACACACACCAAGCUGUGUUUUUCAGGAUGUCGAUGAAAGGGCUGUCCCAUUGCUCGGAUAUCUACCCCAAGAUCUGAUUGGGACACCAGUACUUCUGCACCUGCACCCAAAUGAUAGGCCACUGAUGCUCAGCAUUCACAGGAAGAUCUUGCAGUACGCUGGUCAGCCGUUUGACCACUCGUCCAUCCGUUUCUGUGCUCGAAAUGGAGAGUACGUCACCAUAGACACCAGCUGGUCCAGCUUUGUCAACCCCUGGAGCCGCAAAGUGUCCUUCGUCAUUGCACGACACAAAGUCCGCAUGGGUCCAGUUAAUGAGGACGUUUUUGCAGCUCCAGCAACAGCUGAGAGUAAAACAAUGGACUCGGAUAUCCAGGAUAUCACAGAACAGAUUCAUCGGCUCCUGCUUCAGCCAGUACAUAAUAAUGGCUCGAGCAGCUAUGGAAGCCUAGGCAGUAACGAUCAUCUGAUGAGUGUGGCCUCAUCCAGCGAGAGCAAUGGAAAUGGAGCCCAAUCACCUGUGAAUGAUGAAGAGAGUCAAGCCAAACCUAGAACAUUUCAGGAGAUCUGUAAAGGUGUUCACAUGCAGAAGAACCAGCGACAGCCAUUCAGAAAGAGUCCAGGCAAACUGCUCCUGAAGUGUCCAGUAGUUCGUCCCAAAGACUCGGCACACCCAGUAAGCUGGAGACAGAGUGCGGAGGACCAGCAGGGCACCACACAGGAAGAACUUGCAUUAAAAGACCAGACUGUCUACUCGUACCAGCAGAUCAGCUGCCUGGACAGUGUAAUUAGGUAUCUAGAAAGCUGCAAUAUGCCCAUCACAGUGAAACGUAAAUGCCAGUCAUCCUCUAAUACCACUUCCUCUAACUCAGACGAGGACAAACAGAAGGCAGCCGAAAGCUCGAUGCAGGUGGCUGAAGCACCUGGACACCUGAAGUCCCAAGCUGGUCUUUCACCUCUGGAUGUGUCGAAGAAGCCAAGAGGCUCAGGCGUAGUGGGCACUUCACUCACUCCCCUGGCACUGCCCAGCAAAGCUGAGAGUGUGGUGUCUAUAACCAGCCAGUGCAGCUACAGCAGCACCAUUGUCCAUGUGGGGGACAAAAAGCCCCAGCCAGAAAUCAUUGAGGAUGGCCCCAGUGCUGGAGACACAGCGGAAGGUCCCACUCCAGCCACUCCUCCUACCACACAUUCACCUCUCAGUCAAGAAAGAGAAGCGUAUAAGAAACUAGGCCUGACCAAGCAGGUGCUGGCAGCACACACACAGAAGGAAGAGCAAGCCUUUCUCAACCGCUUUAAAGAACUAAGGGGGAUUCACACUUUCAAAGCAGACUACCUGGUGAAGCAGAAAGGACAGGUCACAUCCAAUGCAGGACCUUCUCGUGGUAAACAGGGGGGGAGAGCAGAACCUGCCACUGGCCGCGGGGGCCGCAACAGAAAGUCCAAAUCCAAGCGCAUCAGACAGAAUGAAUCGUCCGACAGCACUAUUUCACACCGGAGGCAGCUGUUCAGGCAAGAACUGCAAGGACUGAACCAGACUUCAUGGUCUCCUUCAGAGACCUCACAGUCUGCCUUUCCCAUUGCGUACCCAGCCGUUAUGCCUGCAUACUCGCUCCAGGUGUACCCAGGGACCAAUUCCAUGCCACCCAGGGUGGAUGCGCCACUCUCAGGAUUUGAAGACGGCCAGGGUAACCAGAAUCCACACUUCCCCAUGCAGCCCCAAUUUCCUGCCCCUUUUGUCACACCCAUGGUAGCACUUGUGCUGCCCAACUACAUGUUUCCACAACUAGGAAGUGCCCCUCGGCAGCCUUUCUACCAUGAGCAGGCUUUGUUCCCACCCACUCAGGUUCCAUUCCAACCCCAGACAACAUUUCCUGUACAGACUCCGUGCACCCCACAAAACCCUUUUCCAGCUCAGCCAUUCCCUUUCACACCACUGGACAGGCAACCCAAGCCAACGGAACCAGAAACAAGGGAGGAGCCUUCACGGAGCUCCACCCCUCAGUCACUUGGUGUACAGGGCCAAUCAUCUCCACCCUUGUUCCAGUCACGGUGCAGUUCACCACUGCAGCUCAACCUUUUGCAGCUGGAGGAGAGCCAGCGUUCCAAUGAAAGACAGGAAGCCACAGCAACCUCUGCUGGUACUCAGGGGAGCACUGCAGUGGAGAAAGGAGCAAACGCUGGCAGGCAGACCAAGACAGACAAAGAGCCAGAAGAGGCAGAUGACCUGCACCACUGUGAUGCUUUCUCUUCAUCCAGUGAUCUGUUGGAUAUCCUCAUGCUGGAGGACUCUGGCUCUGGUACAGGUUCAGCCACGUCCGGAUCCAUGGUUUCUGCCUUUAAUGGCUGUGGCACAUCAGCGUGUGGAAGUGGUGGAUCUGCUAGUGGAACUGGGAGCAGUCACAACAGCAAUAAUAGCAGUAACUACUUUGGCAGUGUGGACUCUUCACAGAAGUCCCUUAAGGCCAAGAGAGCAGGAGGUGGCGUUUCAGGGUCCUUGGAGUUAGAGGAGAAUGAAAGUUUGAUCAAAUAUAUCUUGCAGGAUCCUCUGUGGCUCCUCGCUGCCAAUGUAGACAAGGAUGUAAUGAUGAUGUACCAGUUGCCCUAUCGUGAUAUCCAGCAAGUGUUGCGGGACGACCAGGAGAAACUGAGGCAGAUGCAGAAGAGUCAGCCACGGUUUUCUGAAGAGCAGAAGAAGGAGCUGGCUGAGGUUCACCCCUGGGUGAGAGGAGGCGUUCUACCCAAAGCCAUUAAUAUUGAGGCGUGUGUUGGCUGUAAAGGAGUCACAGAGAUGCUGGUUGAGGAGGAGCUCCCAGACCUGCAUAUGGGGGAAUCCGAAGUCAGUGAUGUCACAGCCCUUUCAUAUGACCAGACACAAUGAAGAACUUGUACACACACACACAAAGUGCCGAUCUGGAAUAGGACAUUUGCGUAUAUGUAAAGAAAAAUCCAUUGUUUAUAUGUUAAGAGCAUUGCCUUUGAGGAGCUUUAUACUCUCAGAGGGCUCUCUCUUUGUGUGUGUGUGUGUGUGUGUGUGUGUGUGUGUGUGUGUGUGUGUGUGUGUGCGCGCGCAUGCAUGUCAAGUUGUCAAAUGUCUGUCAGUCAAAUUCCUAGACCCCAAAGUGUUCUAAGACAAUGUCUUUUUGACUGCAAAUAUUUUUAUUUCUUGAUAUUUCUCCUAUAAAUGGUUGUUAUUUUAAGAUAUUUCUAUGGAUUUUGAAAACCACAUCUGUUAUAUUGAGGUCAUAUUUUGUGUUAUAUAAUUUUACCCUUGAAUACCUCAACAACUACUGUACUAACUCAUAUGUGAAGAGAAUGUCAAGAAGCAUUUCUGCUGGAAUGACUAUAAAAACACGAGUUUAAUUAUAACAGUUAACAGCAAAUGUAUCUUGUCAGCUAUUACACUAUACAUCUGGAAAAAUAGGACAGGAGAAAACAAACCUAGCCAGCUAAAUACUAAAGAGCUCUACUGCCUCAUUAAACCCUGAACCUGAGACUCCCAGAACCAGUGCAAUGAAAAAAAGUUGAAUAUAUUUUAUCUAAGUUAUUGUACAUUGAAGAAGGUUACAGAGAGUUGUGUUUACAGACAGUUGUAGUACAGGGAUCACAAACAAGGUUUAAUCUUUUUGUCCCAGGAAAGAGCCCUAUAUAUAUAUAUAUAUAGUUUUGAAAGAAAAAUGUACCCGAUAAGUUUUGACGUUGGAUAUGUCCAAAACGGCUUCGUACUGAACUAAAUAGCAAUUGAAUACAGGGUGUUUCAAAAAAAUUUGAUAUUAUUUGAGAUGUAAAUAUCCCAGAAACUACAUAGUCUAGACAAAUGAAACUGAACAGGCUUAAUGUUGAGCAAUAUAAGAUUUAUUCCUCAAAAUUUGAAUGAGAAAUUCAAAGGUAUGUGGAUUCCAUGAACGAUUUCACAGAUUUUCAAUAUACACUGAGACACAGCCAGCCUUCCUCUUUGAACUUUCUGUGCCGUGUCCAAAUCUGCAUUGCAGUUGGUGCAUUUUUAGAGAAUUCUGUCAUAAAUGCACGCUGCACAGUAUUGUUCGACUGUGUUCGAGCGUACUCUAACACACAAAACGCCUUUUCUUUUCCAGUGAAUGCCAUUUCUAUACCUAAAAAGAUAAAAACAAAAAAUUAAACAUAAAAUUUUGACCUAUUUCCACAAAUGCUGCAAAAAUUUGAGGUUAACUGAACAAGAAUUGGCAACUUUAUUAGAUGAUAGAAUGAUAUUAAUUUUUUUAAACACCCUGUAUACAGAUAUUCAAGUCAUAUUAAGUAAAUGAUACUGUUUUCUCCUUAUUAGUUAUUAGUUACCACAGCACUUACAGUCGUGCUUGAAAGUUUGUGA